Molecule: messenger RNA, 1440 nt
Organism: Cyprinodon tularosa
Lineage: Eukaryota; Metazoa; Chordata; Actinopteri; Cyprinodontiformes; Cyprinodontidae
Exons: 6
Coding region: 23-1057 (344 amino acids)
Biological process (GO): response to bacterium
Source: RefSeq, a predicted model, not a curated record
UCUUUAUCUAGUCAGUGUCAUCAUGACUCUGUUAUGGAUCACACUCUUUAUUCUUCAUCAAGGAUAUGCCUUAGUUCCUGUGGUCACUGUUCAGCUUGGCGAACCUGUAACUUUUACCUGUGCGGCUAUGGAGAAACUUAUGACCUCAGCAUGGAUUCACUGGUACAAGCAAACUUCUGGAGAUACUCUGAAAAUGAUUGUAUUACAAAGAAAAAACCAAGAUCCCACUUUUAGCCCAGAAUUCCCUUCUUCAAGAUUCAGAAUAACAAAUGAUGAUAAAAUAAGCAACCUCACCAUUCUGAGGACAUUUGAACAAGACGAGGGAUUGUAUCACUGUGCUAUUAUGGACUGGGCAGAGUCUACUUGGAUGGGGACGUAUUUGAUGGUAAAAGGAAACUCAAAGAAGACAUCCAGCUACACUGUUGUUCAGCAGUCAACAGCCUCAGAGUCGUCACGUCCAGAAGACUCAGAGACUCUGCAGUGUUCAGUUCUCUCUGAGUCAGAGAACAAUUCAUGUUCAGAAGAUCUCAGCAUGUUCUGGUUCAAAGCUGGAUCCAACAGACCCUAUCCAAAUAUCAUCUACACUGAUAGUAAAAGAGCUGAUAACUGUGAGAAAAGUCCAAACACCGGAAAAAAAUGUAUCUAUAACUUCCCCAAGAACAUCAGCUCCUCUGAUCCUGCGACUUACUACUGUGCUGUGGCUACAUGUGGAGAAAUCUUAUUAGGAAAUGUAAUCAGAAAGGAAGGAGGUCAAAGAUUUUGUUUUGAAAAUAUGAUUCUGUUGAUCACAAUAAUCGUUUUGGCUGUUUCUGUGAUCGUACAUAUGAUUUUGAUCUUUUAUCGAACUCAAGCUUUUGCAUGUCAAAUAGUCAAACAAAGCGCCUCAGAAGCAGAACGCAACAAUUUGAACCAACAGAGAGAUGAAAUUCUUGAUGAAGGACAAGAUCUGGUUUACUCUGCAUUACAUUUUUCUGGAGGGAACAUACCUAGAGGAACAAAGAAGAGGGCAUUGAAGACUGAAGAAAUGGUGUAUUCAGAAGUCAGACCAUCGGGUUGAAUGAAUGUUGAGAGGAAACCUGUACUCUUUCUAAAAAAGUAGUCUUUCCUUUUUAUAUAUAUAUAUAUAUUUUUAAAUAUUGUUACAUGUGUGCCAUUGCAAAACAAGAACCAAAUCUAUACAGGGCCAUUUUCAGUUUUUUAUAGAUCCUGAAAGAAAAGAGUCUUCAAUGAUGUCAAACUUAGGAAAACUAAAGAAGAGCAUUUCAAGGUAAAUGAGGAUUAGGGAGAAAACAAGCUUUUAAGAUUCUUUAAAUUGAGACUGGAAGCCAGGUGGUUGUAACAAAAGUUUUUAUUUUUAACACAUUUACAUACAUUACGUCACUUAUCAAGAGAGGCUUUAUUGUUCAACUAAGUGCACUGUUUUUAUAUGUAAAGAUAAUU